Messenger RNA from Papilio xuthus (Asian swallowtail), 1356 nucleotides. Its product is annotated as neuropeptide Y receptor-like. The transcript has 7 exons. Gene Ontology annotation, molecular function: neuropeptide Y receptor activity. Lineage: Eukaryota; Metazoa; Arthropoda; Insecta; Lepidoptera; Papilionidae. The record is from RefSeq and is a predicted model, not a curated record. Gene Ontology annotation, biological process: G protein-coupled receptor signaling pathway. Gene Ontology annotation, cellular component: plasma membrane. The coding region runs from base 1 to 1356 and encodes 451 amino acids.
AUGGUCAACACCGGUCAUUCGACAAUCCAAAGUUACAUACAAAAAUAUCCACAUGUGUUAUUUGAAGAUGGUAUAUCUGAAAUUAACAUCUCCCUGUAUAACUUCACGUGGGUACAAGAUGGCUUGUCGUGCAUAUUCGAUGAAAACAUCGGGGAGUUUGUUACAUCAUCAUUAUUCAAAAUUUUCAUAUUUAUUAUGUAUACUGUUAUAUUUGCGUUCGCGCUUACUGGCAAUGGAUUGGUUUGUUUCGUCGUCUACUCAUCGCCUAGGAUGAAAACGGUGACAAAUUAUUUCAUAGUGAAUCUUGCAGUCGGUGACAUAUUGAUGACAGUAUUUUGUGUUCCAUUUUCCUUUGUACCCGUAUUAGUUCUACGUUACUGGCCCUUUGGAUCUAUAAUGUGUCGUGUGGUUAACUAUACACAAGCGGUAUCAGUAAUGGUCAGUGCGUAUACAAUGUUUGCAAUAUCAAUUGAUAGAUAUCUAGCUAUUGUUCAACCUUUGAAACCUCGUUUGGGGAAAGCUGCGGCCAAAGUCGUCGUGAUGGCUGUAUGGGCGGGUGCGGCUGCUACUGCCACUCCGAUCGGUGUGGUGGCUCAACUGCAUAAACCAUCGCUUUGGCAUGUAGCAUGUAAUGUAGGCGUUUGUGGUGAAAUGUGGAGCGAUUUGAAAAGCAGUGAGCGUUAUUCUCUCGCUCUGCUGAUCCUGCAGUUCGGUUUGCCGCUGAGCGCGCUCGUGGCGACGUAUGCCCGUAUCGCUUGCGUAGUGUGGGCGGAACGGACGCCCGGGGAAGCUCAGUCUGAACGUGACGUCAGAGUACAAAAGUCCAAACGUAAGAUGAUUAAGAUGAUGGUGGCCGUCGUGGUAGUAUUUAUCGUCUGCUGGCUACCGUUGAACAUAUUCAUUUUGCUAUGGGUGUUGAAUGCUGACAAUGAGGCUUGGCACGCUUGGCCAGGUAUGCCGUACGUGUGGUUUGCCGCACACUGGCUCGCUAUGUCACACACCUGUUACAACCCCAUCAUUUACUGCUACAUGAACAGCAAGUAUCGACACGGAUUCAAACAGGUAUUGGACAAUCUUAUGUGUAUCAAAUUAAAUUCUACUAACCGCUCCUGUCAGCGCUCGAGUAUGUGUGAAGGAAUACCGAUGUCAGAACUGAUGGGUGUGAAUGGCGCUCAAGGUCGCCGGCUCGCUGUCGGUAAAAUACGUAUAUCACGAACAAGUAACGAAGAUUGUAAAUGUUCAAGAUGUAUUAGUAUACGUAGUGAAAAGAUUAUAAUGGCUGAAAAUGAGGAACGCAUUCAUCAAAGAAACGAUGACAACCCAGAAGCACACUAUCGAAUCAAAUCGACGCCGUGA